Molecule: messenger RNA, 557 nt
Organism: Dentiscutata heterogama
Lineage: Eukaryota; Fungi; Glomeromycota; Glomeromycetes; Diversisporales; Gigasporaceae
Source: the annotation of a GenBank genome assembly
GUAGAAGUGAUGCAAAAUUUCAGGAGCAAAAUUUUAAACCAUGGCAUUUCAAUCAGCAAUCAGGAUUACGAAUUGCUGAUGAACCUGCAUUCUUUGAUAUAAUGCCUAAAUCUUUAAUAUUAGAUGAUAAAACUAGAAUAUUGUGCCCAAGGGCAGAAUUAAAUUUUGAAAAUAUCGAACUAAAACCAUUUACAGAGCUAAAUAAUGCAGUAGAAAAAGCAUUAAAGCACCACAAUCCUUAUCAUGAAUUAUUGAAAGUAUUUAAAACUUAUGGGCAUUUUUUACCCAAAAGUAUUAUUUUUGGGCACAGAUUAUACAGAGCAUGUCAUUUAGAUAUAAAGGAAAAUUCACUACAAUUUACAGAUUGGGAAGAUUUUGACUUUGUAACGUAUAAUAACAACUUGCUGAACAAAUGGGAAAACUACACAAAAUUUCAUAACUUAAGCACAUCAACUAAUGACGAGGUUAUGAUAUCAAUAAAUAAUGGCAAAAUUGUAAGAGAUGACCUUAAAGAAUGGGUGAACUCUUGCUUAGAAAGUAAUAUCGAUUCAUGGCAA